AUGAAUGCCAAUGAGACGAAAGGACUUUGCAUCGCCCUUCUCUUUGUGGACACCCUAAUCUUCGGAUGGCCCCCUUAUUUACUGGUCCGGGGCGGGAAUCAAAGCAGCAGAAGCAUUCGCAUCAGGACUGCAGUUAUUUCUUAUCUGACUUGUUUCGCUGGCGGGGUUUUCUUCGGGGCAUGUCUGCUCCAUCUCUUGGCUGAGGGAAGAGAGUCUAUGGAAGAGUAUUUUAAGUCGGUAAGGCAGGACCUUGAUUUCCCCGUUUACGAAUGUGUCCUAGCUGGAGGCUUCUUUGCCAUUGCCUUCGUGGAGCAGAUAGCCCACAACCUCCUACACAAGAGAACCUCUAAUGAUGGGGCUCCAGGGAAAGCUGCCAUCCAAGCUAUGGAGGUCAACCCACUGAGGGCGUUUCUGCUUCUGGGUGCCUUGUCUUUCCACACAGUCUUCGAUGGCUUGGCCGUGGGGUUGGAGGAGAGCGGCACUGGCGUUUGGGAGAUGUUUACAGCCAUUUGCAUCCACAAAUCCUUGGUGGCCGUGUGUUUAGGGCUGCAGCUAUUUUUAGCGUUCAAAGCGCGACCACUCAUGGGAUUCAUCUGGGUGUUUGUCUUCUCGUUGAUCUCCCCUCUUGGAGUCGGUCUAGGAAUGAUUCUUACAUCCGGGGACAUUGACGAAAACGCCGAAAAUUUAUCCAGCUGGAUUCUCCAGGCCAUGGCGACGGGGACGUUUUUAUACGUCACUGUCUUCGAGAUCCUUCGAGAGGAAUUUACCGAAAGGGGUUCUAUACUGAAAAUUUUCGUGGCUAUCCUUGGCUUCGGUGGAAUGGCACUGGCCAAAUACUUCGACAAGGAUUAA
This is a messenger RNA of Candidula unifasciata, 852 nucleotides long. Lineage: Eukaryota; Metazoa; Mollusca; Gastropoda; Stylommatophora; Geomitridae. The record is from the annotation of a GenBank genome assembly.